Helobdella robusta is the source of this 798-nucleotide messenger RNA. RefSeq lists its product as hypothetical. The transcript has 6 exons. The record is from RefSeq and is a predicted model, not a curated record. Bases 1 to 798 code for a protein of 265 amino acids. Lineage: Eukaryota; Metazoa; Annelida; Clitellata; Rhynchobdellida; Glossiphoniidae.
AUGAAUCCCAGAUUGCGUAGGUUGACCACAACGUUACAUGUCAUCAAAGUAGCCACUUUCUUCUACGUUGAUUGUUGGCGAGAUUCAGCAGAUUAUCAGUACGUGAUAGACAGCGUCGAUUCUCUACCCUACUACAGCCAUGACAUCAACAACAUCAACCGCAACAACAUUCACGACAGCAGUAACAACGGAGACGUCGAUCGAGAUGCAAGCAGCAUGGUUCUCGAUUCAAAUGAGCAGAAUUUGUACAUACUUUCUGGCAGUAAGGAAAGGCGCAACAUAAAAUACCAAACAAUAGACGAUAAUUAUCAUUUGUGUUUAAAUUUCGUACACGAUUUCGAAAAGCACAUGCUUAUAAUCCUUUUAUCAAUAUUGAUUAUAUUUCACAUCAGGCUAAGUUCUUCAUUGAUCAUUUUAACAAGCAUUAAGGAGGUUGAGAGUAUAAAGUUAGGAAAUUCGCCAUGGUACAGAAGUAUAUCAGUUUUGUUACUGUUGGAUAGAUUAUUUGUUUCACAUUAUUUGGCUUCACAACUUUCAAAGCAGCUUCCAUUAAUUAUUUUGUCUCUUCAGAUCUUUUCUCCAUUCUCCUAUCAUUCUUUCAUCGUCACCAGCAGACUUGAGGGAGACCAACAACACGAACCGAGCCGACAGGCAGUCGACAGGCACACACUCACACAUGGGAGAUGCUUGUAUGCAAUAAACCAUGAGAGCAAUAAACCAUACUCCGGAAACGAUAUGUUUCCAUUUGUAAUCAUGGGAAAAAUGAGCCGUAGACAAAAGAAGAGCUACUUAUAUUAA